Messenger RNA from Habropoda laboriosa, 1602 nucleotides. RefSeq lists its product as uncharacterized. NCBI's taxonomy places the organism in Eukaryota, Metazoa, Arthropoda, Insecta, Hymenoptera, Apidae. The transcript has 5 exons. The record is from RefSeq and is a predicted model, not a curated record. The coding region runs from base 1 to 1602 and encodes 533 amino acids.
AUGGCUCGAAUGGGCAAAAAAGAAGCGACAGCCCUCCAGAUCGAGGUAGAAACCGAGGAAGAUUGGGAGCAAUUAAAAACCCGCAAAGGUUUGAUCCUAGCCGACGUCUAUUCCCAAUGGUGUGGACCGUGCAUAGCCAUGGUACCCAUGCUGCGAAGCGUGAAAAUGGAGAUCGGCGGCGACCUGAUCACCUACGCUAUAGUAAAGAACAACAACAUCGCCGAUUUGGAGCGAUUUCGCGGCAGAAGCGAGCCGGUUUGGAUGUUCAUACAAAACGGCAAAAUGGUGAAUCUUUUGUUCGGCGCGAACUGCCCUCAGCUUCGAAAAUUGCUCACGAAAGAGAUCAAGAGGGUGCAGAACGAGGAGGAAGCGGAGAUGUGCCUGGAGGUGAGCACGCGAACGCCCGAAGAGGAGGUUUGGUGGCAGGAGAAGGAGGCCGUCAGAUUAGCGAUCGAGGAGCAUGCGCGUGCCAAGGAGGAGGCAGAGCGUAGAGAGAAGUACGAGGCAUUCCCGGCACAGAUGAUGUUCGAACUGAGCGAGGAGACUGCGCUGGUUUUCUAUCCGUGGGUGUUCACGGACGAGGAGGGACGUUACAGGGACAAGUUCCAGAGUCCUCCGUAUGUCGAGCUUGUGAACACUUUGUUCAAGCAGAAUUUCGACGUCCUGGAGGAGCUUAGAGUGUAUUUGACCGAGGAGAUGAUCGAGAAGAUGUUCGUGGAGAGCGACGUGGAGAUCACGCGGGAACUGGUCACAGGAUUCACCGAUGGAAGAACCAUAGCGAUGAGAUUAAAGGGAAGACGUCCCCACGCCGACUGGCCAGUGCCUUAUCCCUUCGAGUGUCCCAAAGGCACGAAAAGAUGCCCCACGCGACAAAUUAACGAUGUCGAGGAGUACCUGGUGCAUCUGAUAACAAGCACAACGCCGUUGAUCCAAGAAAACAUUCCUCCACCACCUUCUGAUAGUACUUUCAUGGAGAGAUACGUGUUCGUUCAUGAACCUGAUCCUGAAGACGAAGAAGACUUUGCUCGAAUUCAUCCUGCGAUUUGGGUACCGCCUCAGGGUAGAAGCAAAGUGCACGUAUACACAACUCUCUUCUCGAAUUACAUGGAAUUAGUGCAUCCGUACGAAGAACCUGUUCCUCCGCCUCCUUUCUGCGCCUUCAAGUUCUAUUUCUCCAAGUUUGACGUAGUUCGAGACACCUGCGCUUUAUUUUCCGAUGCUGUCGAAUAUUUCGGCGCGUUCGAGUUCGAUAAACCACCAAUCGCCAGGCGAAUAGCUUCUACACCUGAGGAUUUCGAGAGAAAGGCGAAGUACCAAACUGGCAACGAAGUGUUCGUCAUAAUCCUCCGGAGAGUCAGCGACGAUGCUUUCCUCUCGUUCGCGAGCAUCGGUCCGUACUUCGUUCAGGAGGACGAUGAGAAGUCACAGGCGAUGAUAGACGAGUACUUCCCCGAAGGCGCUGAAGAUAUUAUUCUUGAAGAAUUCGACGAGUCGGACGAGGAAGAGGAAUCCUACGAGGCGGAGGAAGCUGAAGAGGAAGAAUCCGAGGACGAGAAAGAUGGAGAACAAGCUGACACAUGGGGAACAUACACUUUCGUAUAA